Phycodurus eques (leafy seadragon) is the source of this 4611-nucleotide messenger RNA. RefSeq names its product protein-serine O-palmitoleoyltransferase porcupine-like. NCBI's taxonomy places the organism in Eukaryota, Metazoa, Chordata, Actinopteri, Syngnathiformes, Syngnathidae. Gene Ontology annotation, biological process: protein palmitoylation; canonical Wnt signaling pathway; lipid modification. Gene Ontology annotation, molecular function: Wnt-protein binding; palmitoleoyltransferase activity. Gene Ontology annotation, cellular component: endoplasmic reticulum; membrane. The record is from RefSeq and is a predicted model, not a curated record.
CUUAAGACCCAAACCUAGCCCCCAAACCAAACCAUAACAAAGUUUUUUUUCCUACAAAUGUGAUACACGUUUGGAAUGGUCUUCUCGUUACGUCUGCGUAGCCUGCCCUUCGCGCGACGCAGGAGCCAAUCAUGUUGCAGAGGGGCGUGUCCUGCCUGGAAACUAUGUAGGAAUCCUAUUAAUGCAUCUUGGCGCUAGCUCCAAAUGUUGCUCAUUUUCCUAAGCCAGCAAAUAUGAAAUAAAUUUGUCACGUGGUUCAAGAGUCUUCCAAUAUGAUCGUCUUUGCUUUGCUCACCUGGAGUAUUCCUUCCGAAUAAAGUUGACGAAAGUUGCACCAUGGACAUGUACAGGAGGCUCUUGGUGUUGAUGGAGCUGGCUGAGAGCUGUGGGGUCAGCACACUCCUGCAAGGCUUUGAGCAGGUCUGGAGGCUUCUGCUCGUUUGUCUCCUCUGCAGGCUGCUGUUCAGGACAGGAGGUGCGUCCUCUAUGAAUCAUGUUGUGUCGCUGUUGGCGGGGAUGUACAGCCUUUUCCUCUUCUUUAACCUGCACAUGCUGUGGGUGAUGUUGCUCAGUCUGCUUUGCUACUUCGUUCUUCUUCUUGGCCGAAACUCAAGCAGCAAAGGCCUCUUCCUCUCCACUGCCAUUCUAGUUUACCUCCUCAUUGGAGAAUUACAUUUAAUUGACACAGUGACCUGGCAUAAGAUCAGAGGCAGUCAGAUGGUGGUGGCCAUGAAAGCCAUUUCGCUGGCCUUUGACCUGGACAGAGGAGCAGUCAGUGCUUUGCCCACUCCAACAGAGUUCCUUGGCUAUGUUCUUUUUGUGGGCAACGUAGUCUUCGGGCCUUGGAUCAGUUUCUCAACAUAUAAGGCUGCUAUUGUUGGCAGACAACUGAGCUGGUUAUGGCUGCGGCGUUCCUCUUCAGCCUUCUUAAAGAGUCAGAUUUGCCUGCUGGUGUCCUCUUGCGUAGCGCCAUACCUGUUCCUUUUUUUCAUCCCCAUCCACGGAAAUACCUUCAUACGCAAGUGGCUGCGUGCCUAUGAGAAUGCAUUGUCAUUCCACUUCAGUAACUACUUUGUGGGCCACCUCAGUGAAAGCACCAGCAUUCUGGCUGGAGCUGGCCGCAUUGAGGAAAAAGACAACAUCCGGUGGGAAAUGGAAGUGGUCAAACCUCUGAAUGUAGAAAUGCCUCGCUCCAUGGUAAUGGUGGUGACAUCCUGGAAUAUUCCCAUGUCACAGUGGCUUAAAAUAUAUGUCUUCAAAAAUGCCAUGAAACUUGGGACAUUUCCCGCCAUCCUGGUCACAUACACAGCCAGUGCUUUACUGCAUGGUUUGAGUUUCCAUCUAGGAGCUGUGCUGCUCUCUUUAGGCUUCAUCACAUAUGUUGAACAUGUCCUGAGAAAGAGACUCGCUGUUAUCUUCAGUGCGUGUGUCCUCUCUAGACAAUGUCCCUCUGACUGCAGCCAUCAGCAUAAGAAGGAGUAUUGGGUGACGCUACUUAACUUAGUUUUCAGUUUCUUGGCCAUCUUCCACCUCACCUACUUGGGCUCCAUGUUUGAUCCGGGUGUUGAAGAGGAAGUGGAAGAGGGUUAUGCAGCCAUCCACACCAUUCAGAGAUGGUCAGAGCUUAACUGGGCCAGUCACUGGGUCAUGUUUGUCUCCUGGGUCUUCUACCGAUUAAUCCUGUGAUGUUGUCAAAGUAGAACACAAUUGCUGGAAGACCAGUCACCCUUUCAGUCUAGCGUCAUGGAGUUGCAGAGAUCCGGAUGAAGGGACCCCACUUGUAGACCACUGAAUCUUAAUUUUUUUCCAAGAUGGAGGUCGGAGAAGAUGCAGUGAAGUAACAAAUGUUUCCUGAAAUAUGUGACCCACUCUUGGUAAGAGUCCGCAUGUCGCAAGUAGACCGUUAGUUUCGCGUAAUAUUAUAUUAUUAUAGAUAUAUAUUUUCAUAUUUUGACAUUAAAAAUAACUGUUAAGGUCUCUUAAUUUCAUGUCCCAGCAGCCCAAAGGUAGAAUUGUAGCUGAAGUGUAUGAAAACAAGUAAUUAGUAAACAAUGUGCAUCAUAAAUUAAUUGCACAUAGCAACCAAUAAAAGCCGAAAAUACACCAUAUGACCAACCACGAAACCGAACUGAAGUCGCAUGGCUGUGUUCUGAGUUCGAGCCGGUACAAAAAUAAAAUUGAUCUUCAGAUUCUAACACCAGAGAGAAAAAAAGUUGGAAUCAAUGUGAAUUUCCUACCUUAGUACCUUGAAAAAAUGCUUUCAUUGAGAAGGUGCAGUGACUGGAUAAUCCCAUGAAAACGAAUAAACAACUAAAAAAAUCAGCUACUACCGUUGCAGAACCGAUAUGAAUAGGUAGCUGCGUGCCUACAGAGACACUAGGCGAGGGAGCUCAAAGUCCUGAGCGGAUUCCAUUUGUGCAGAUGGCAAGAAAACUGAAACAAACAAGGAUCCCAGAACAUUGUACUCUAGAGGUGUCCAAACUACAGCCCGUGGGCCAUUUGUGUCCCACCAUCCAUUUUUGGGUGGCCCCAGCAUGUAGAGAACUAAAAAUAACAUUGAACACGGCCCAUUUUUUUGUUGAAUCCAAGUUUCAAACGUUCAUAACUUUCUUAAUCUUUAUCCUAUUUUCAAAAUGCUAUUACAACUUGCUAAACACAGAAACAGACAAUGUAUAAUAUAUAUCAACUUUAAUUACAGAAAGCUAAGAGUUAAGGGCCACGUUUACAAAAUAAUGGUCAAGAGCCAAACAGUUUGCAGAUGGCAGUCAGGUGAUAUGUGGUUUAAUUUGGCACUCAAACAUGCAUAGAAAAAAACAUUAAGAAUUGAGAAUGAAAAAACACUCAAAUUAAAAUCCACAGGGAGGAAUAAACAUACUGUAUAGUUAAGAUGCAUUUGUAGUAGUUAAUAUUCAUAAAAUUAGUGUUGGAAGCAACGCAAAUUAUGAGCCAUCAUGGCGUCCAGGGGUGGUCUCUGAUAUACCGUAAUUUCUUGUGUACAUUGUCACCCCCAAAAAAAUUGUCAAAAGUCAAUAGUGUGCAUUAUACAUAUGUAUAGGGGGAAAUGGAAGAAAAACAACUUCACAUUUUAUAAAUGUAUGCCGCCAUUUUGUGGUUAUGAAAAAGCUGUAGUUUCAUUCCAAUAUGCUGCCGCCACCUACAGGUUAUGAGAAAGGUGUACACUUUCAUUCCAAUAUGCCACCGCCACCUAGGGGAUAUGAAAAAGGUGUAGCCUACACUUUCAUUCCAAUAUGACAGGGGUACUAUGACUGCAUAUAUGUACAGUUGUGCUCAUAAAUUUAAAUAGAAAUAUUGUUUUGUUUUAAAUACUAUUGAUGACUGAACAACAACCAUCAUUAAUUUAUUUAUGGUUAUGAUUUGUUUAAUGAUAAUGCUUUUCUGAAAUGCUUGACAGUUUAAUUUGAAUCCUAUUAAAACAAAAUUAAGUGUUUCGCCUGGUCCUUCAUAUUGUCUUUAAAGAAUUGUACCCACCUUACAAAAUCUGCCUGGGUAAUCAAACGUAUGAGCACAACUGUGUGGUUUCUCAUUUACUAAAUAAAAGUAGGGGCUGUGAAUUUCAAAAUAUGAGCAAGUAAAUUAAAAAGCAAGUAUUACGUGUUCAAAUAAAGUGCUUAACCUCAGAGUAAUUCUCUAAAAGAAAACUAACAAAAUACAGAUAUUUUUUCCUUUUGAUGAUAUGGGUAGAAGCAAAGCAUGCAUUGUUAAAACGCAUUAUACAUGGGUAGAAGGGUUUUCCAGAAUUUUGAGGUCAACUUUGGUGGUGGGUAUUAUACAUGGGUGCGCAUUAUACACGAGAAAUUGCGGUAGUUAAUAUGAGCAGUAUUCUGUGGUUGGAAAGAUGCUGGGGGACUAUUGUUUCACAGACUGUGAUGAUGAUGAAGCCUCAGGAGAUCAGUUGUAAGCUAAGUGGGAUUUUCAAAGUUAUUUUUUUGGUUGUGACUAAUUCACCAAUUUUGGCCUAUUUCAUCUGUUGAGAGGCCAAGCUUCCUCAGCUGUUAAAAUCUCUGAUGAUGUCCUGACCUGCUAUUGGAAUUUACUUUCCAGUGGUCUUUCAAUAGUUCCUGAAAGUUUGAGGUGAAUAUCUUUUUUCGAAAGGUACUAGUUGCUAUGGACCUUUGAAAGAUGUAUGUACCAACACUUUAAACAUGUUUUUCCUCAAAACUAGGGAUUCCAACACUAAAUUGCUGUAACUUUGUAAAUGUUUUAGGUACUUUCAUGUAUUAUACAUAUUUUUUAAGGGAAUUAAAUCUAGAUUUAGAAAAUAUAAAUAUCUCAAUUUGCUUGUUUUGACCCAUGAGGACUGUUAGACACAUAUUUGUAAAUGUGAUUGUGAACUCCCAUCAUACGUAUUGCACAUAUCCUGUUUAUUUGGCAUCAAAUGUUAAUUUCAAAACAAAUGAAAAUAACUAUAUAGUAAUACCUCAUUGCAUAUGGAAGUAUUAAUUCAAAUGUUCUAUAUACAAAUGUUAUACAGUAUAAUGUCCACGUUGAAGUUUGAUUUUAGUUACAUACUGUAUGAAAAGGUGAAGCCUUUUCACGUUAUUUGUUGCCUUUUGUAUUUCUACUAUUAAAUCUAUGCACAUUAACAAACCU